CGAAUUCUGCUCUGUUGGAGCACGCCGGGAGCGUGUUCGAUCUGCGCAGCCACCACGAUGGACGAUGCCCGCAACCUCGCCGCCGCCGUCCAGGACGAGCUCGACGCUCUAUGUUCAUCGCGCUCGUCAACGGCCACCCGCGGUAACGCUCUCGAUGCACUCGAACGCAUUCUCGCCGAGUCAUGCUUGAAGGGGGACGGGGUCGGAGGCACGCACACGCUCAUGGCGUUGCAGUACACCUUCGAAUGCAACGUCCCCUCGCGACUGCUGACGUACUUGGCCGCGUUUAUCCCCAAGGUGGAGGAAUUGGCCAGCAAAGGUCCUUCCAAGACGGACAGGGAGUUGGACGAGCCGCGGUUGAUCACGCAGAUACGACAGGCGCUGGGUCUCAUUCAGGGUUUCGCUCUCAACCAUGCCAAUACCAAGAAAUGGCUGGGGCGGAAGUACGCCCUCGAGAUCUUCGUCGACCUAUUCGUGGUCUCGCGACACCUGUAUCCAGAUGACCCCUCUCGCAAGGCUUCAAGCGGCUCGAGCAAGGCGCCCUCAACCCCUUCUGCCUCUAGUGAACGCGGAUCAUCAUCAAACCCCAAUGCGCCGUACCUCUCCUCCGUUGUCCUCGAUACACUUCUCUGCAUCCUUGUAGACGCCCCUGGCGCUUUACGAACCUUUGAGGAAUGCUCUGGGGUACAAAGUGUCGUGCGCAUACUCAAGCGGGCUGGCACACCGCGCGAAGUGCGCAUGAAGUGCCUCGAAUUCCUCUACUUCUACCUCCUUGACGAGUCUGGCACGCUCCCCACCCCCAAGGCCGACCUCAUGAACCUACCCUCCAUGCUCUCGACACCUCCGAUCGAGCGACGUCCUUCAAGCGAAAGCAUCUUGUCGGACAGCUCACAUAGGACCUCCGACGAGACAGUGAUGGGCAAAUCCAGACCACCGACUCCUUCCACGCCGCCAUCCAUUCCUUCCGUGCCUGCCACCCCAGCUCGGCGACCGCGCAAACCUUACCUUAACGGGACGCCACAGCACCCUGGGAUGCGCCAGAAUUCCUCCGGCUCCAGCCUCGUAUUCUCAAACGCAUCGCGUUCCACUUCGAAUAGCUCCGCCUCGUCCUUCUCGACUGCAUCCACCAACUCAACUGGUUCUGCUUCGUCUAGUCGUUCAGUCAACUCCACCGCGCCUUCCUCUCCAGAGAAGGGCGCAUUCGACGCGCAACCAAAGCUUCCCGCCCUGCCGAUACCCGUAUCCGCCACCCCACGACGCACAGCUACACCCCGACCCCUCGACACCUCCGCUCUCCCCGUCUUCGGUGCCAUGGAGUCGCACGCCCUCCUCCGCGGCGGCGUCGACUACGUCCCCGUCAGCCCGCGCAAGGCCGACCGCAUCGACAGGUCCGCGCUGGGGCGUGAAGUGCCCCAAACCGACCGCAAGCGCAGCUCGGUCGUCGGCAUGCCGCGGCGCCACGUCCGCGGGGCGGCGAGCGUGUCGUCGGUGCGAGAGAUUACGGGGAGGGACGCGUCCGGCGGGUCGUCGAGGCUGGGGCUGUCGACGGCGUCGCGCGAGUCGUCGUUUAUGGGGAGGGAUGCGUCGAUGCUGGGCAGGGAUACGUCGAUGUUGUCGAGGGAUGCCUCAAUGACGUCCCGCGAUACGUCGAUGAUGUCGCGCGAUGCAUCGGGGAUGUCGCAGGAGUCGUCGCUGGCGGCGUCGCGCCUCUGGGGCACGCCGCGCUCGAACAGCGGGCCGGCAACGCCUGCUGGCAGGUCGGAGUCGAGUUCGACUGCAAGGCAGGAGUCAAGCGCGACCGCGAGGCCGGUGUCGAGCGUGCCGUCUACUCCGGUGCCUACUACGACGGCGUCGCUGAGUGCGCAGAGCGCAGUGAAGACCCGCACGACGGACGAAAAGCGCGAGAUUCUAAGCACGAUGCUGGGUAAUGUGGACGCGCUUGUCGAUGGUGUACGCAAGGCUGGGAUCUGGGGUCUGAGCUAGCCGGGUUCGGAAAUGUUUUCGGCCACUGGUCAGUGAUUAUGUUGAAAGAAGGUGCCCUCCGCCCAGCGUGAGGAAGGACAUGGCAAUCGCGGGAGCAUCUAUAGUCGGGUGCUCCCAACGAAACGGACGAACAAACCCAGUCAUGAUCAGGCAACGCCUGAGCACUCCCGGUGCGCUUUGACGACAGUGCUUCAUGGAGCGCUCUACUGCUAGAGCGCACCCGAAGCGCACUGACGCCAGAGUACCUCCCUAGGGGCUCUUGUCGUUGCUGGAUAUACCCUCGACUGGUUGACGAUUUUGUAUAUGAAUGCUCUGCAGGUUGUCAUGCUGUCGAAAUGCUAUCAUGAUUCUACGCUUUCCUUUAUCCUAUGCAUUCGUUUGGCUUGAGCUUGAUUGGUCUAGUGGUUGGGCUGUGGAGGGGCGUGUCGCUGGGUAGUAUGGCUUGGGAAAU
Messenger RNA from Schizophyllum commune H4-8, 2434 nucleotides. RefSeq lists its product as uncharacterized. The record is from RefSeq and is a predicted model, not a curated record. Lineage: Eukaryota; Fungi; Basidiomycota; Agaricomycetes; Agaricales; Schizophyllaceae. The transcript is spliced from 6 exons. Bases 58 to 1983 code for a protein of 641 amino acids.